UACGAGUAUUUCACUUAGUUCACUUUACACACUGAAAACGAAUGCUCGACGAGCCCCGGGUAGCCACAUAUUUAUACUUUUGCGUCUGCCUGCGCGUUCAUUUAGGGGUGGGUGCCUUAGACCUGAAAACAUUGCUCGAAAAAAAGUAUAAAGCUGAACGCGCUUGGGCACCAUUAUGAUCAGUGAGUUGUGUUUGUGAAAUCAUAAGUGAAGUGAAUAAUGCCGCCGAAAACUAGUGGAAAGGCAGCCAAGAAGGCUGGCAAAGCCCAGAAGAACAUCACCAAGACCGAUAAGAAGAAGAAGCGCAAGAGGAAGGAGAGCUACGCCAUCUACAUUUACAAGGUCCUGAAGCAGGUCCACCCUGACACCGGCAUUUCGUCGAAGGCAAUGAGCAUCAUGAACAGCUUUGUGAAUGAUAUCUUCGAGCGCAUUGCUGCCGAGGCGUCUCGUCUGGCUCACUACAACAAGCGCUCGACCAUAACCAGUCGGGAGAUCCAAACGGCUGUUCGCCUGCUCCUGCCCGGAGAGUUGGCCAAGCACGCCGUCAGUGAGGGAACCAAGGCUGUCACCAAGUACACCAGCUCCAAGUAAUUUUCUCUUGCUGCGUAUGGGCAGAAAGAUCCAAAACGGCCCUUUUCAGGGCCACAACACAUUUUACCAAAGAAACUACAUUUUCAAUAUACCAUUUGCCAAUCAAA
This is a messenger RNA of Drosophila subpulchrella, 698 nucleotides long. Its product is annotated as histone H2B. Gene Ontology annotation, cellular component: nucleosome. The transcript has a single exon. The coding region runs from base 220 to 591 and encodes 123 amino acids. The record is from RefSeq and is a predicted model, not a curated record. Gene Ontology annotation, molecular function: structural constituent of chromatin; DNA binding; protein heterodimerization activity. NCBI's taxonomy places the organism in Eukaryota, Metazoa, Arthropoda, Insecta, Diptera, Drosophilidae.